GGCCCCGGACUUUUCUUUUCCGCUCGUCUCUCAGUCGCGGUGGGAGCGUGGAUUUCAUCACCUAAGCUCACAAAAGCACCAAAAUGAGCGUCCCUGCGUUUAUUGACAUUACAGAAGAAGAUCAGGCCUCUGAACUGAGAGCUUACAUCAAGGCCAAAGGAGCAGACAUCUCUGAAGAGAACUCUGAAGGUGGGCUCCACGUAGAUCUUGCUCAGAUUAUUGAAGCAUGUGAUGUCUGCCUCAAGGAUGAUGACAAAGAUGUGGAGAGUGUCAUGAAUAGCAUUGUGUCCUUGCUGUUGAUCCUGGAGACGGAGAAGCAGGAAGCUCUCAUUGAGAGUCUCUGUGAGAAACUGGUGAAGUUCCGUGAAGGAGAGAGACCCUCCCUGAGGAUGCAGCUUCUAAGUAACCUGUUUCACGGUAUGGAUGAGAACACCCCAGUGAGGUACACAGUCUUUUGUAGCCUCAUUAAAGUGGCUGCGACGUGCAAUGCCAUUGCAUUUAUUCCCACAGACCUUGAUCAGGUGCGCAAAUGGAUUAUUGACUGGAACUUGAACACAGAGAAGAAGCACACACUCUUACGGCUGGUGUAUGAAGCACUCGUUGACUGCAAAAAAAGUGAGGCUGCAGCUAAAGUUAUGGUUGAGUUGCUGGGAAGUUACACAGAAGACAAUGCUUCACAAGCACGUGUUGAUGCUCACAGAUGUAUUGUACGUGCACUCAAAGACCCCAACACUUACCUUUUUGACCACCUCCUCACAUUGAAACCUGUGCGCUUCCUGGAAGGUGAACUUAUUCAUGAUCUGUUAACCAUUUUUGUAAGUGCUAAACUGGCAGCUUACAUCAAGUUUUACCAGAGUAACAAAGACUUCAUUGAAUCUCUGGGACUGUCCCAUGAGCAAAACAUGGCCAAGAUGCGUCUGCUCACUUUUAUGGGCAUGGCUGCAGAAUUCAAAGAGAUACCGUUUGACACCAUGCAACAGGAACUGCAGAUUGGGGCUGAUGAUGUUGAAGCAUUUGUCAUUGAUGCUGUUCGGACCAAGAUGGUUUAUUGCAAAAUUGAUCAAACACAACGCAAAGUUGUUGUGAGCCACAGCACACAUCGCACCUUUGGCAAACAGCAGUGGCAGCAGCUGUAUGACAGUUUAUCCUCCUGGAAGGGUAAUCUUGCAACCGUGAAAACCAGUCUACAAGGCUUGUCUCCCUCUGCCUAAUUUACAAUGUUACAGAGAAAAGAAACUACAGAAGAAAUUCAUCCCACAUCUGCUUUCUGACUGAUUGAGCAGGUUUUUAUAUUAU
Molecule: messenger RNA, 1296 nt
Organism: Periophthalmus magnuspinnatus
Lineage: Eukaryota; Metazoa; Chordata; Actinopteri; Gobiiformes; Gobiidae
Gene: eif3m
Product: eukaryotic translation initiation factor 3, subunit M
Exons: 11
Coding region: 84-1211 (375 amino acids)
Biological process (GO): cytoplasmic translational initiation
Cellular component (GO): eukaryotic translation initiation factor 3 complex; cytoplasm
Molecular function (GO): translation initiation factor activity
Source: RefSeq, a predicted model, not a curated record